UCUGUUGAAACGCGGUUUACAAUAUUAACGGAUAAUUCUCAGUACAGGAGUUUCAUAAAGUCAGACGCAAAAUCUUUCAUCAAUUACAAUUAUAAGAAAUACGGUGAUUUAUUGAUUUACAUCAAAGAUAAUAUAAAUAUGUAAUUUCUUCAAGUACAUGUGUUCGCACACGUGGUUAAAUAAAAGCUGAUGAAUAUUUGAAUACGAAAGAAACGUUAUUAGACGAUCGUUUAUUCUUCAAUUUCGAAGUUUUCAAGUGAAUUCUAUUUGUUUAAAAAAUGACUGCAUCGCUGUCGGUAUUAGCAAGCCUGGAUGAAGUAGUAAGAUGUUCCAACGUCCUCAUAAAUGGAUCCUGCGAAGAAGAGUUUCUUCAGUUUGCUAUAAAUCAAGAAGAAAUGCGACAGAAAUGGUUGGCAUCUGUGCAAGAAUGUCAACGGCUCCAUAUAGCUUUAGAAAAAUCUCAUCAUGAAGCAACUCGUCUUGAUAGAAAACUUAGUCAUGCUAGACGCUUAUUGAAUGAGGAGAAACAAAUGCGACGAGCUGCUGAAGAAGAAAAAAACUCUUUGGAACGGCAGAUAGCUUUAGUUAGAGAUCUUCUGUUUAAUGAUGGAGGAAGAAACUUGAAUGAUGAAACUAGAGAAAAGUUACAAUUUCUCAAUAAUACUUCUAUAAAUGCAAGAAACAGCAAUGUACACAUAAAAGAUUUACAUCAUAAUGACAAGCUCAACACAAUAGCAGAAUUAGAUUCUACCGGUUCUAUAUUAAGUGACUUCAGUUGUUUUUCAAAGUCAGAAGAUGAUUUAGAUACAAGCAUUAUUAUCCAACAAAAUCAGAAGAAGAGAGAAUGGAAAGAACAUAGACCAAGUGGAGAAUAUUCUCCAAAGAAACGCCGCAGCACACUACAAAAAGUGGCAGAAUUAAAUACUUCUGACAAAAUAAUAGCUACUACUACUGUCACAGUGCCAAAAGAAGGUGCAAUCACUGCAUCUUCAGUGAUCGAAGCUAUACCAAUAAAUGAAAAUACCAAUCCUCAAGGACCUCCACACAGUGGACGCAAAAAACGCAAAAGUUCAGAUCAUAGUAGAGCUAAAUUGACUCAAAUAGAUCUCAAUGAAAUAGCUGUUGAUACUACGCCUUCAGCACCAAAAGCAGAGAUUCUUACAUCAGGUUCUGAUUCAGAAACUGCUUUUAAACCGAGUCCAAAUAUUGGUGGAUACACUUUAAAUAUUAAAAAUUCUAGAGGUCAUAGUUUUACAGCAAAAACAGUUAUUAAACCUGAAAUGUGUAUACCUUGUGGUAAACGGAUUCGAUUUGGUAAAGUAGCAGUAAAAUGCAGGGACUGUAAAGCUACAGCACAUACAGAAUGUAAAGAUUUAGUACCACUCCCUUGUGUUCCAACAGGAAAUACACCUACUUUCCGUGGUACAUCAGGUACUAUAGCAGAUUAUGCCCCUAUGAUACCUCCAAUGGUACCUUCGCUAAUAGUCCAUUGCAUUAAUGAGGUAGAAUUGAGAGGUAUGAGUGAACAAGGAUUAUACAGAGUAAAUGGUGGAUCAACAGAUGUUAAAUGUUUGAAAGAAAAGUUCCUCAGAGGCAAAGGUGCUCCUAAUCUUUCUGACAUUGAUAUACCUACAAUCUGUUCUACACUAAAAGAUUUUCUUAGAUCUUUGCGGGAACCUUUAAUCACUGUAGCACUUUGGGCAGAUUUUGUUCGCGCUACUACUAUUUCAGAUAAAGAAGAUGCAGAUGCAGCACUUUAUCAAGCAAUUUCGGAACUUCCACAACCUAAUCGAGAUACACUUGCUUUUCUUAUAUUACAUUUACAACGAGUAUCUAGUAGCGCUGAAUGUAAAAUGCCAAUAAGUAAUCUUGCUAAAGUAUUUGGUCCAACAUUAGUUGGUUUUAGCUCUCAAGAACCAUCCCCUACUUCUAUGCUUAGUGAAACAAAAAAUCAAGUUGCAAUCGUGGAGAGCUUGUUAAAAAUUCCUUCUGAUUAUUGGGCCAACUUUGUUAAUCCUGAAAAUUUAAACAAUAUUGGUACCCCUAAAACAGGAGAAUUAAGACAUACUCCCUCUACAGAAUCACUUUUGAAACGUACUGCAUCUCGUGGAUUUUUCCACACACCUCUUACCUCCAGUCGCACAUUUAUGAAAAAAAACAAAAAAUACUUUGCAACUCCACCUUCUAGAAUAGGGUAUUAAGUAAUGUUAUUACGUUAUGACGUGUAUAGAUAUAAUGCUAAACACUAUUGAGCUUAAUUAAAUUAUACAUUAUAUUUGCAAUUGCCCUAUAGAAUUAAGUGAAACUCAAAGUUACACUUAAUGACUAAUAACAAUCAGCGAUUGUUUAGGCUCUUACUUUAAUUUAAUUAUACAAUGUUAAUUCUUUCAUCAAAAACUUGCACAAACUUUUCAUAUUUACUAUAAGAAGUGCCUUAUAACAUUUACUGUUUACUUAUUACAAAUACAUUCGCAAAUAAU
Messenger RNA from Vespula pensylvanica (western yellowjacket), 2480 nucleotides. RefSeq names its product rac GTPase-activating protein 1 (gene tum). Lineage: Eukaryota; Metazoa; Arthropoda; Insecta; Hymenoptera; Vespidae. The record is from RefSeq and is a predicted model, not a curated record. Gene Ontology annotation, biological process: signal transduction. The transcript has 10 exons. Bases 279 to 2201 code for a protein of 640 amino acids.